Amborella trichopoda is the source of this 1043-nucleotide messenger RNA. RefSeq lists its product as uncharacterized. The record is from RefSeq and is a predicted model, not a curated record. Lineage: Eukaryota; Viridiplantae; Streptophyta; Magnoliopsida; Amborellales; Amborellaceae.
UAUCGCACCACUGUUUUUUCUUUUACAGAACUACAACGUGAGGCUCUGGUUUGGGGUGCCUGAUCUUUGCAAAACCCUAAUUUACCAAGAGCCAUUGGAGCUCUCAAUUAUUUAGGACGGCAACUUCACUCUGCUCUUGAAGCUUCACAGCUGUGGUUUUUCUGCACCAUAUAUCCACGCUAUAUUGGGUCUGUUUAUGUGGAGUCACUGAAGGGUGAGAAGGGGAGGAGGAGUAAAUGGCUGUCUCUUUAUCUUUAUGUUGUUCACAUCUAGUGCUUCAUGCACUGAGGAAUUGUGAUCCAUUGCAUCUUAAAUUGCAUCCCACCUUACUGAUAAAGCCAUCAAAUGUGUAUGGUCUUCUAAAGAAAAUAAACCAUGGAUCUUCAAGCCAAGUGGGCAAAAAGGCUCUCAUGUUUAGAGUAAUGGCAGCCACUGAAGGUUCAGCGAAACCAAGUCAGACAGAUGAAACAAUCCCAUCUUGGGCAAGGCCUGAUUCGGAUGAGCCUCCUCCUUGGGCUCGUGAUGAUGGAAAAGCUGAUGGUUCUCAAUCCCCUUUUGAGAUUCCCUUUUAUGCCUAUCUUCUUGCCUCUGCCAUAACUGCCAUUGCAGCGAUUGGUUCUGUCUUUGAAUAUGCUAAUCAAAGGCCUGUUUUUGGAGUAAUCAAUUCAGAUAGCAUAUUUUAUGCUCCUCUGCUAGGAUUCUUCGCCAUUACUGGUGUACCCACUUCUGCUUUUUUGUGGUUCAAAUCCGUGCAAGCUGCCAACAAAGCAUCUGAGGAGCAGGAUCGGCGAGAUGGUUACCUAAAAUAACUGGGCCAGCCCCUCCCAUCGCCGGUCUUAUUUACAACCUCAAACUUUAAAGAUGGAACCACUUCACCUUGGUAAUCAACCUCAAAAGAAAAUAUAAAUAAUGAUCGAACAGCCUUAUAUAGAGCUAAAAAAGAUCAUCAUCAUUGGAGUUUUAUGCCACUAUUUGAGAUAUAAAUCUGAAGAAGAUACCAUCUAUUAUCAAAGUUUUUUUCCUAAGGGAUUGUAUAUUAUGAG